Messenger RNA from Cucumis sativus (cucumber), 1590 nucleotides. Its product is annotated as bidirectional sugar transporter SWEET2. Lineage: Eukaryota; Viridiplantae; Streptophyta; Magnoliopsida; Cucurbitales; Cucurbitaceae. Gene Ontology annotation, cellular component: membrane. The coding region runs from base 462 to 1163 and encodes 233 amino acids. The record is from RefSeq and is a predicted model, not a curated record. Gene Ontology annotation, molecular function: sugar transmembrane transporter activity. The transcript is spliced from 7 exons. Gene Ontology annotation, biological process: carbohydrate transport.
CUUUAUUCAAAAAUUAGUUGAGUUCCUUGUUGUCUACUCGUUUUUGGAUCACUUCUAUUCUACAUCCCUUCUCCACCAAAGAAAUGUUGUCCCCCACAAGAUAAAUCUAAAAUUCGUUUAAAUUUCUUUUAGAAGAAUAACAAAUAAUAAAAAUCAUGUUCAUCAGGAAGAUCCGUCCACUUCCACCCUGUUCUUUUUUUUGUCUAUAUAAAAAACCCAUUUUCCCAUUUUUUCAAUUAACGAAAUCCCCGUAAAAUAUCGUUUUUUCCCCCUUGAUUCUUCUCUCUCAAUUGGGUCUCCCCUUUUUCUUCUUCAUCCUUCUCUUUUCGCUUCUGGGGGUUUCAAAAUCGAUCCCACCAUUUGAUUCCGGUGAUAUUCCGGCGGCGAUAUUUUUUUCUGUUGCUGCUGCAUUUGUUUACAAGAGACGAAGAGUUUUUGUUGUGUCUUCAAAGUUAUUCUAGAUGGUUCUUCUCGGUUCCAUCUUCUCAAUUUGCAGGGAUGCAGCUGGGGUAGCUGGGCACAUAUUUGCUUUUGGGCUUUUCCUGUCACCCUUAGAUACAUUUAGACGUGUGAUCAGAAACAAAACAACAGAACAGUUUUCGUGUUUGCCAUACAUAUAUGCUCUGUUAAACUGCCUUAUUUGCCUAUGGUAUGGCACACCCCUCAUUUCUCCAAGAAACACGAUGGUCAUGACGGUCAAUUCGAUCGGCGCUGUAUUUCAGUUAGUCUACAUCAUGCUCUUCAUAACAUAUGCUGAAAAGGGGAAAAAGAUAAAAAUGUUAGGAUUGUUGCUUGGAAUAUUUGGCCUUUUCAUAGUUAUUGUUAUUGGGAGCUUACAAAUAGCUGACCUCUCUUUGCGACGGAAUGUUGUCGGGAUUUUGAGUUGUGCUUCUCUCGUAUCAAUGUUCGCCUCUCCCUUGUUUAUUAUUAAUUUGGUGAUUCGAACAAAAAGUGUGGAGUUUAUGCCAUUUUAUCUCUCGCUUUCAACCUUCCUCAUGAGCAUAUCUUUUUUCCUCUAUGGACUGUUCAAUUACGAUCUAUUCGUUUAUGCCCCAAAUGGGAUAGGAACUCUGUUGGGGAGUGUUCAAUUGGUGUUGUAUUGCUACUUCAGUCGAGUUGCUAGAGAGGAGUCUAGAGAACCUCUAAUUGUAUCCUAUGCGUAGAUAUGUACAUUGUGUAUUUACAUCAUGAUAAUGAGGAACAACAGAUUUCCAAGGGUUUGAUAAUUGGUUCUUCCACAGCAUUGGUGUGCAGUUCGUUGUUAGCCAACGAGCCGUUCUCGGGCUACAUUGUGUUUUGCUGUAAAAUUACCCUCUCCAUUAAUUUCUCCAUUUUGAUUGAUUGGUUUGUUUUUUCAACCCACCAAUCAGUUAAAUGGUGUAUUUUUAGACAACCAACCCGAAAUUCUCAAGAGUGAAGAAUGUUGUAAUAUUUUUUAGCCUUGUGAUUUAAAAGCUUUGUUCCAAUGCUCUGCUGCUCCACUCUCUCUCGCUCUCUCUCUCUCUCUGAUUUUGCUACGAACUGUUUGGAUUUGAAGAAUCUUGUAUCAAAUAAGAACCUAAAGAAAGGACAACGAAUGAAGUUUAACCA